AUGGAAGUUCAACAACAAAUCGACGAGUUGACGACGAUUUAUCAUGAAUAUCGAUCAUUCUUCCCAAAGUGUGAUUUGAUUGUGACACCAGAUGCUCUGUCCAGUUCCAACUAUAUUCUAUUAACUACACAUGAAGGUCGAAGUAUCAAAGUUUCUGUUGCUCUCCGAGGUUGGUACGAAUUAACUACAACUACCCAAAGCCAGAAUGUUGAAAAACCAUUUGAAACAUUUGAAGCAUUGAUGCAAUCCAUUAGUAUAGAUUUUCAAAAUCGUUUUGGAAACGAACUUUCCAAUAAAUUAAAUCAAUUACUACAACAAAAAUAA
Messenger RNA from Candida albicans SC5314, 324 nucleotides. RefSeq lists its product as uncharacterized. The transcript has a single exon. The record is from RefSeq and is a predicted model, not a curated record. The coding region runs from base 1 to 324 and encodes 107 amino acids. Lineage: Eukaryota; Fungi; Ascomycota; Pichiomycetes; Serinales; Debaryomycetaceae.